Perkinsus marinus ATCC 50983 is the source of this 270-nucleotide messenger RNA. RefSeq lists its product as hypothetical. The record is from RefSeq and is a predicted model, not a curated record. Bases 1 to 270 code for a protein of 89 amino acids. Lineage: Eukaryota; Perkinsozoa; Perkinsida; Perkinsidae. The transcript is spliced from 3 exons.
AUGGUGAAGAGUUUCAUCCGGCAAGCUAAAUCGGAUAACGCUCGACUAGAGGCAGAAACAGCGAGGCUUGCUGGCGAGCAAGAAUGUUCAAUAGCACAGAUUAAAGCCAUGGAAGCUGGUGCACAGUUGAAGGAACAGCAGGGGAAGACAGACGCCAUCGUGAAGGCUCCUCCUCCUCCUCCUUCCUCGUCGCCGUCGUCUGAUGUUGUGGAGUUGACCAGUGACUCUGAGGCGAGUGCCAGAGAGGAUCCUCACUGUCGCUCGCGUUGA